This is a messenger RNA of Hypoxylon fragiforme, 2778 nucleotides long. RefSeq names its product putative multicopper oxidase. The coding region runs from base 309 to 2423 and encodes 704 amino acids. Lineage: Eukaryota; Fungi; Ascomycota; Sordariomycetes; Xylariales; Hypoxylaceae. The record is from RefSeq and is a predicted model, not a curated record. Gene Ontology annotation, molecular function: copper ion binding; oxidoreductase activity. The transcript is spliced from 2 exons.
CAAGUGCUUGAUAGUAGAUUGAUCGUCGCAAACGGCUUUGCGCCUUGCUGUAUACCACCUCGACUAUUUCACUUACCUCCAUUAACUAGUACUCUUACGAAGUUUUCUUGAGCUAUAAGCUUACUUCACUGGAGUCUUGUCUUGUUUCUAGAAAUGAUCCAUUCCAAUGCAUUCCUAUAAAGUAUAUCUUUAGUAGCGAUCGACGCUGACAUGAACCCCUAAUAAUAACUUUCUAUAAUACUAUAAGGUAGUCAGGAAGCGGCAAUAACAAAGAAUUCAUUGUUAGAUGUUUUCGGCGUUAUGUAACGAUGACUAGCUACUUCCCGGUACAGGCCUUAUCGCCGACGGAGAAUCGUCGCGAUGAGGUAGAAACUCGAGGCCCUGGUGUUGGCAAUAGCGAAGAUGAAUGGAGUCAUAGUGAGGAAGACGACAUAGAUGAGCAAGCUGGCUUAUUCUCAUCGAGGCAACGUAACGUCGGGCAACGCCAACGCCGACCAUAUUGGCCAAUUUGUGUUUUCGCUUUCGCCUGCGUCGGUACGAUUUUCUGUCUCGCAUGGUUAGCACUAUCUGUAGACAUUUCCGGGAUUUCUAGCCCAUCCUCUUCCAAGGAGACACCUAGCGUGCCUCUUCGACGUCCAGAUGAAGACUACAUACUGGACAAGAACUGGGAUUUCGCAGCUCCCAGGCAGUUACGGACGUAUAAUUGGACUAUCAUUGAUAUAGAAGGUGACCCAGAUGGCGUCCGCAAAGACAUGAUGACAAUCAAUGGCCAGUUCCCGGGCCCCCUGAUCGAGGUGAACGAGGGCGAUAUCAUACAAGUCAACGUACAUAACAGGGCUUCCAACGCCACUACCAUCCACUGGCACGGCAUUUUUCAAAACGGCACAAACUGGAUGGAUGGAGCUGCGGGCGUGACUCAAUGCCCCAUCGCCUCUGGGGGUUCGUACAGCUACAAGUUCAACGUAACUGGCCAAGCUGGUACAUAUUUCUACCACGGCCACCAGGGGGUACAAGCCCUCAGCGGACUCGUAGGGCCACUCGUAAUCCACAGCCGAGAUGAAGCAGCGCACCAACCCAUCCGCUAUUCGUCUGACCGCGUAGUCCUGCUCCAGGACUGGUACUACGACUCCAGCGAUGGGCUAAUGCGCGACGUCCUAUCUCCGGGCGUCGAGGACGCGCCGGUGCCCAACACGGCCUUGCUGAACGGCGUGAACCGAGCUGACUGCUCGAGCCAUCCCACUCGGCUAUGCUCGAAUGCGGAUAAUAAGCCUUUCCCAAGUCUAGACCUAGCCCCUUACCAAGGCCACAGACUGCGGUUCCUGAAUGUCGGGGGCUUCGCCUGGUUCCAGGUCGCCGUAGAUGAACAUGAUUCUCUGCCGGUCAUUGAGGUGGAUGGCACCACCGUCGAGCCCACCAACACGUCUUCACUGGUAAUCGCUCCUGGGCAGCGGUAUAGCGCAGUAUUAACCACCGACCAACAAAGCAAAGAGGCUUUCUGGCUUCGAGCCCGGAUGAUCAAGUCCUGCUUCGCAACUCAGACUCUACCCGAAGACGGCAUCGACGAGGCAAAAGCCAUCAUACGCUACCACGUCCCUUCGGCAAGACACGGGGACCACGCACCCCCACCCCUACCCACCACAGCUUCUAAACUCGAAUACCUCCCAACCUGCAAAGACAUGUCCUCCACAACCUCCUUCUCCCCCUCCCCAGCACUCCCAGCACCAGCCCACGCCGACCACUCCUGGCACCUGCGCGUGAACCUCGCGAUCGGCGACUGGCGCCUCCAACGCGGCGUCAUGAACUCCUCCUCCCUCCGCCCGAACCUGGAAUCGCCCACACUCCACCGCAUCGUCGACGGCCUCUCCCAAACCAACGACUCCUUCACGCCGCCCGGGAUCCUCAGCACCGCCUUCGACCCAACCUCCGAGCUCGUCGUCUCCAACAGCAACAACGGCGCCCCCGAGACCGUCGACAUCGUCCUGCAGAACAUGGACGAGAACAGCCACCCCUUCCACCUGCACGGCGCGCAGACCUGGGUCCUCGCCUCCGGGCACGGCUACUUCCCAGGUUACGAGGCCCUCGGGUUUCAGCCCGACGGCAAGGGACUGCUCCCCCCAAUAACCACCACCAUCAUCGCCAACCCCCUAAAACGCGACACCGCCACCGCCGAAGGCUUCGGAUGGGUGCUCCUCCGCUUCGUCGCCGACAACCCGGGGAUCUGGCUCUUCCACUGCCACGUGCUGUGGCACUCGGAGGCGGGGAUGGGGAUGCUGUUCCUGUCGCGCGUGGAGGAGAUGCGGGGGUGGGAGAUCCCCGGGGACGCGAGGGCGUUGUGCGAGGUUCCCGGGGAGGAGCUAGGGAAGGGGGCGGUGCCGGGGGAUGAGGAGUUUGUUGGUUUUCACGGUGAUGAUGAGAGUAGGUAGGGAUUUGGGGGGUGAGGGAGGAGUGUAUAGAUAUAUCUUGGGAUGGUUCGUCAUAUACGUACAAGAAAACAUACAUACAUAGUUAAUAGCUUGGUUGUGUUAACUGCCUCAAUGUGCCUGUACAUAACACGAAAUAAAAUCUCCCAAAGGGGGAUUAUUAUAACGACUCAGACCUUCGACAAAUUGAAACGCGGCCGUCUUAACAUAGCCAGACUAAAAGCCAUAAGCUCCCCUAUGGUAAUAAAAGCCAUAGUCAUACAGUAUUUAGAAUAGGUACUCUGAAAGACGAUAGCAACACAUCGACGAUACCUAGGAUCUAGGCACCUAGAUAAGGUACUCAAACACACCACUUCAC